Messenger RNA from Drosophila sulfurigaster albostrigata, 704 nucleotides. Its product is annotated as thioredoxin domain-containing protein 17. The transcript is spliced from 3 exons. NCBI's taxonomy places the organism in Eukaryota, Metazoa, Arthropoda, Insecta, Diptera, Drosophilidae. Bases 189 to 575 code for a protein of 128 amino acids. Gene Ontology annotation, molecular function: protein-disulfide reductase [NAD(P)H] activity. The record is from RefSeq and is a predicted model, not a curated record. Gene Ontology annotation, cellular component: cytosol.
GUCGGCAAGUUUUGUGUCACAACAACACAACAAAUUUUUGUCAAGCAUACUAUAUAAAGAGAAUCGAGUGCGUAAUCUUUACGCCAGUUACUAAAAAGUGCGCAAUCACGUCACUACUAACGCUAAUUAAUCAAGUCGCCAAGCGAACGUUCGCCGGCGGUGUCAACAAGUUAAAAGAAUCCAAAAUCAUGGUAGUCACACACAAUGUUAAGGGCUGGGAUGAGUUCGCCAAGAAAAUGGAGGAAUUGGAGACCACAGAUGGCAAGAAUCCAGUGCAUGUCUUGUUCAGCGGUGGCAAGGAUGAAGCUGGCGUAAGCUGGUGCCCCUACUGUGUCAAGGCUGAGCCCGUGAUACACGAUGCCCUGAAGAAGGCUCCUGAGAAUUCUCACUUUGUGCAUGUGGAUGUUGGAGAGCGCGCUUACUGGAAAGACUUGAAUUGCCCAUUCCGCAAGGAUGUCAACACCCACUUGGUGUUCUUGCCAACGUUGCUGCGCUGGAAGCAGCCACAACGUCUGGAUGGCGAGCGCUGCUCUAACAAGGAUCUGGUCGAAAUGUUGUUCGAGGAUGAGGAUUAAGAACAAAGUUACUUAUAGUCAGUUUAAAAGAGUAAUUUCAGUCCCAUGUGUAAACGUUUCUGCAGUUCACAUUUACAAAUAUUUUAUUUCGGAAUGCACAGUAAAAACAACUUUUGAAUGACGCCUUAA